This is a messenger RNA of Volvox carteri f. nagariensis, 525 nucleotides long. RefSeq lists its product as uncharacterized. NCBI's taxonomy places the organism in Eukaryota, Viridiplantae, Chlorophyta, Chlorophyceae, Chlamydomonadales, Volvocaceae. The transcript is spliced from 2 exons. The record is from RefSeq and is a predicted model, not a curated record. The coding region runs from base 1 to 525 and encodes 174 amino acids.
AUGGCAGGCAGCGGCUUAGAUCACUGCUGGCUGGCCUGGCCUGGCAGGCUCGAUGGCUCUGUCAAUAUCGCACUGAAUAAGCCGAUUUACGCAUCGUCAGUCUUCUCAGCGCCUUAUGCGCCAUCGAUGUGGUUUACCAGCCCCUUAUGUGCCAUUGCUGUGGACGGAGACAAGACCACCAUUAAAAACCAGCAGGACGGUACCUACGCCACCUUCCAAUCAGCAGAAGGCGACACCACGCCCUGGAUUGCUGUCGACCUGGGUGCUCCCUUUCUUGUCAGCCGUGUCAUUAUCUACAACCGGCUCGACUGCUGCGGCUCACAACUGUGGAAUGCGGAAGUCCGUAUUGGCAACAUGAAUGGUGGAACUUUCGGCAUCCCGUUGUCUUCUAAUGCAUUGGUCUGGACGCUCUCAGGAGGAAGUUCAACAGGCGCUGUCCAUCAGAUCACAAUCUCACCACGAGUCACCGGCCGCUGGGUUACAUUGCAGAAUUUUCACCCCCGAGGUUGGUGCAUGCAGCUAUAA